This is a messenger RNA of Ophidiomyces ophidiicola, 1677 nucleotides long. RefSeq lists its product as uncharacterized. NCBI's taxonomy places the organism in Eukaryota, Fungi, Ascomycota, Eurotiomycetes, Onygenales, Onygenaceae. The record is from RefSeq and is a predicted model, not a curated record. Bases 1 to 1677 code for a protein of 558 amino acids. The transcript has a single exon.
AUGCCUUUAUCUUCAAAGGCCCGGUCGAAUCGGCCGCCAUCUUUGCUUCCCGCUGCAUCGCUAGAGGGCCUAGAGAAAUUUGUCCAUCCAGACGAGGCAUGGCCGGUAGAUCAGAAAGAUCCUUGGAAGUAUAAACCUCUGCCCGACCUGCCUAGGGCGUCAUCCAGCGAUUACAGUCGUUCCAUAGUUUCUUUGGAUAGCGAACCGCGCAACGGAGCCGAUGACCAAAUGCAUGACCUUAACACAUCGCAAGACUCCCUUGUUUCCGGACGGAUCAAUCAAGGAUCCUUUUCUAGGACAAAUGGCCGUCGUCGAACUCCCAUUACCAAUCUAAAAGAACAAUUUCAGCAGGCUUCUACUGGCCGUCGGGGCCGGUGGAUCCUCCGUCAAUCGUCCUCUCCAGCUUUAUCGCAAUAUAAUCCGUGGUUGGAUAAGCAUUCAUUUCAUGGAACAGAAGUGUCAUGGACCCCUCCAGUUACAGUUUCCAUGUGUCGGGACUCACUGGCAUCGCAACACGUCAACAGCGUUCCUCCUGAUAGUCCUACUAUUGUUCCGCCUUUGUCGCCAAGGACAGUCGACUCGUUCGAUCCUUCGCUGAUUCCCCGUCCUUUGGGUGUUGAUUCGGUCCAAGGGGAAGGCGAUGGGGAAAUUGGCAAACCCAAAGGAAGAUCACCGCUCUUGGUAGUUGAAAAUUCAGACCCGGAUAUAUGUCUUUGCCAUUCGCCGCACCCGCGACAUGAUCGAGUACCAUCUCGAGUAACAAGCAUUCAAAGAGAGAACCUGCCAUUGCCCCCGUUGCCAAGUUCUCCAGGGUCACUACUGAGCAAGGGUCAUGGAAGUCAAGUUAUAGGAACUCCGAAGAAGCUGAAUAAAGAAGAAAAGAGCAAGAUCGAGCCUAAGAAGGUGGUCUGUCAGUCAAUAAAGAGUGUAGGCCCUAAUCGAACUCAGCUCUAUUCCUUUUGUACGACUACCACGGCCGACUUGCGCAAUGCCAGAACACCAAUUCAAGGGCCGCAUGAUUCCUAUAUAUUAGAAGCGGAACGGCCCAGGGCACCACAUCCAUCUCCACGAUUGUCCCGAUGCUCUUCCCUUCCCCAGAUAUUAUCCUCGAGGCGUAACCAGCCAACUCCAACUAAGCAUAUUGCUAUCCCGCCCACAGACUACCAAAAGUACGGUCCUCAGGCCCUAGCAGAAAAUAAAAAAGCGGCAAAAGCAAAGCGGAAAGAAAAGGGACAAAAGGACAACAGAGAAUCCAAGAAGCGAGGAAUUAGCAGACUUCCACGGUAUCUGAGAAAAAUUCUUCCCAAAGCAUUUUCUUCCGAACCUCUCAAGACAACAGCCCCACCUCCUGAUUUGGAAAAACCGCAUCCUAGACCUUCAACGCCUGCCAUCCAUCAAGCUUUCGCUUCUCCCCCUCCGUAUCCGUAUCAAUAUUCCGAUGGAAAGAACAUCCAUUACUCCCGCAGACCUUCUGCUAGGCGGAAAAAGGAACUGCAAUCAGACGAGUGGGGGCGGAUAAAGGAUUCGCGGAAAAAGAAUGAAUGGCAGGGCUCUAGGGACGAGAGGGGGAGAACUGGAGGUUCGAAGAAGGGCAGAAAGGGGAAUAAGGGGAAAGGAAAGGAGAAAGGGAAGCGGGCGGCUCACGUUGGGGAUGAGAAUGGAUCAUAUUGGCUGUGA